AUGGACGCCUUGUCCGGCAAGAAUUCGACAGGUCGCAGAGUGUCAUUGCUAAACGACGGUCCCGAGCCGCCACAUCAACAACUUGCUCGCUUACCCUCCAUCACUCCUUCUCUCCAAUCCAGGACCUCUAGCUACUCGUCCUCCCCCAUCGGCUCUCCGCCUACGCCUCGACUGGUGCGCAGCGACUCGUCAGACUCGGCCAACAUGCACACUCCCUCGCCCAUAACCCCAGACUUUGUCUUCGAGGGCCUGCCCGGCCAAGGCAUGGACUCGCCCGUCUUCUCUCAAUCUGCAUUCUUCCCACAACACAAGGAUCUCAACUCCGUCUAUCCGCCUGUACACCAAAACCCGGGCCCUCUUCCCUACCACACCGCGAGCGCCUCGCAAGCUAGCUACUUCACCCCUCAGCAGAUGCAAGAACAACACGAUGCGGCAACAGCAGCGGCAGCAGCUGCAGCUGCAGCCGCGGCAAACAACACGCGCACCAAAAAGAAUAGCUACCCGUGCCCAAUGGCCAAGCAGUUCAAUUGCGGCGACUUCUUCACCACCUCAGGGCACGCUGCUCGCCACGCCAAAAAGCACACAGGCAAGAAGGAUGCCUUUUGCCCAGAGUGCAACAAGGCCUUCACCCGCAAGGACAACAUGGAGCAGCAUCGACGAACCCACCAGAGCGGCCGCAACGCUGCCAAAAGCGGCGCCGACCGGGAGGUCAAGAAAGCCAAGCAACAAGGGAAGCGACCCAGGCCCGCCCCUCUCCAGUCUUCAAUACCUUCGCUAUCGAAUCUAUCCGUGGUUGACCCAUCCCUUCCUGACAGCCCUGUGGGGUCCUACAUGGCGCCCGCGGUACAACCGUCCGAUUCCUACCUCGAUUUCGCUCAACGCUCCCCUUAUCCCGAUCCUACCGCCUUCUCCAUGACCCAUAGCUACAACACUGGGUCAUCGUACGGCGGUCUCGAUGCUCUAGCUAUUGCUGCGAGCAGCGAAAAGCGCAAGUUCGAGUCAUAA
Messenger RNA from Cucurbitaria berberidis CBS 394.84, 1005 nucleotides. RefSeq lists its product as uncharacterized. NCBI's taxonomy places the organism in Eukaryota, Fungi, Ascomycota, Dothideomycetes, Pleosporales, Cucurbitariaceae. The coding region runs from base 1 to 1005 and encodes 334 amino acids. The record is from RefSeq and is a predicted model, not a curated record. Gene Ontology annotation, molecular function: RNA polymerase II cis-regulatory region sequence-specific DNA binding; DNA-binding transcription factor activity, RNA polymerase II-specific. The transcript has a single exon. Gene Ontology annotation, biological process: regulation of transcription by RNA polymerase II. Gene Ontology annotation, cellular component: transcription regulator complex; PcG protein complex.